This is a messenger RNA of Silurus meridionalis, 4460 nucleotides long. RefSeq names its product Structural maintenance of chromosomes protein 6-like (gene smc6). Gene Ontology annotation, cellular component: site of double-strand break; Smc5-Smc6 complex; nucleus. The record is from RefSeq and is a predicted model, not a curated record. NCBI's taxonomy places the organism in Eukaryota, Metazoa, Chordata, Actinopteri, Siluriformes, Siluridae. Gene Ontology annotation, biological process: double-strand break repair via homologous recombination. The transcript is spliced from 28 exons. Gene Ontology annotation, molecular function: damaged DNA binding; ATP hydrolysis activity; single-stranded DNA binding. The coding region runs from base 177 to 3434 and encodes 1085 amino acids.
CUGUUCUAAAGCGCGAAUACAUCUGAUCUGAGCUGCGGUGCUGGGUGAAGCUUAGCUGCUGGGGGCAGCAGCAUACGAAGUACGAUACUUUGGAUGCGCAGCUGGGAUGAGCGAAUCUCUCGCCCUGUCAGAUGCCCCACUCUCGCUAGCAGUCGACGGAGUAAAGUUGUCUCAGUAUGUCAAAGAGGAAGAACACUGAACUGGUGGAUGGACCUCCAAAAAGAGGACGAUUAUCUCAGGCACAGCCACCAGAAGAUAAAGACAGUGUCUCGUCCUUUCAAGACAGUACUGCUCAAUGGACACCAAGCAAUGUAUCAGGGGAGGUUGGCAUUAUAGAGAAUCUGUUUCUGAAGAACUUUAUGUGCCAUUCUCUGCUUGGUCCGUUUACCUUUGGACCAAAUGUCAACUUUGUUAUUGGAAAAAAUGGAAGUGGUAAAAGUGCAAUAUUGACUGCAUUGAUUGUGGCUCUGGGAGGUAACGCACAGACAACCAAUAGAGGUACUUCACUGAAGGGCUUUGUCAAGGAAGGAGAGGGCUCGGCAGAAAUCUCCAUCACCUUGAGAAACAGAGGCCAGGAUUCGUAUAAGCCACAUGUGUUUGGGGAGUCAGUUACAAUUGACCUUCGUAUAUCUAAUGAAGGUCUAAGAACCUACAAACUAAAGAGUAAAACAGGUCAACUUGUACCAUUCAAACGAGAGGAGCUGGCAUCCAUUCUCGAUCAUUUCAAUAUUCAGGUGAACAAUCCCAUUUCUGUCCUGACACAGGAAAUGAGCAAAAACUUUCUUCACUCCAAAGGAGAGGGAGACAAGUACAAGUUCUUUAUGAAAGCAACUCAACUGGAGCAGAUGAAGGAAGACUACAGCUACAUUAUGGAAACAAAGGCUGUCACCCAGAAUACAGUGGAAAAAUAUGAGGAGACCAUGCUUGAGAUCCGUUGCAAGUACAAGGAAAAAGAGGAAAAGUACAAGAAUCUGGCUUCACUGGAUGAGAUGCAGCAGAAACUGGACAAAUUAAAAAAUCAAAUGGCCUGGGCACUGGUAACUGAAAUGGAGCAGGAUGUGAAGCGCAUGAAAGAGAUGGUUGCAGAGGAGGAGAAGUCUACUAUUAAAUAUGACCAAAAAGUAGAAGAGUGGAAGGAGAAAGUUGUAAAAGCUGAGCAAAGCUACAAGCAGGUCCAUGAGGAGUUGGAGAGCAUGAUUGAGCAAGUGCAAAAUCUGCAGACCAAGUGUGGUCAACUAAAGAAUGAAGUGCAAAAACACAGUAAAGCCUUCAAAGCAGCAGAGGCAGGGUUUCAUAAGCAAAAAGCAAAUUUAAGAGAUCUGGAAAGAGAUAAAGAACACCUUACAAAACACAUCAGUGAACUAAAAUUGAGUAUUGUUCAGUCAAGUGAAGCUGUGAUUCAGUCUCGUGUGGAAAAGUUGAAGCUCCUUAAGGACAAGUUGGCUGCUUUGACAUUCCAGGACACUGCACUGGCUCAGCAAAUUGAUCAGUUUCAGCAGGCCUGUUCCAUGGCUAAGGACAAACUCUGUAAAAUGAGGCGAGAAGAGCAGGACUUGGUGCGUGCACUUAAGUCAAAACAACGUGAGCUUGCAGCUGUGGAAUGUGGCAGGAAAGACAGACUCCAGCGCUUUGGAGAGCAAAUGCCUGCGUUGUUGGCAGCUAUAGAGAAGGCCUACCACAAUGGGCAGUUCAAAAAGAAACCUGUUGGUCCACUUGGAUACUGUAUACAGUUGCGAGACCCAGACCUGGCCCUUGCUGUGGAGAGCUGUUUAAAGGGUCUGAUGUUGGCUUUCUGUUGUGAUAACUACAGUGAUGAAAAACUGCUACAAAAGCUCAUGAUUCAAAACCCUCAAAGACAAAGGCCCCAAAUUAUUGUCAGUCAGUUCUCUGACAUGCCGUAUGACAUCAGCAGAAGAGCCGUCAAUCAUCCAAAAUACCCUUCAGUACUCCAAGUGCUUCAUAUUGAAAAUCCAGUCGUGACUAACUGUCUGAUUGACAUGAGAGGUAUAGAGACCAUUCUGCUUAUUAAGAGCAAUAAAGAUGCUCGGACAGUGAUGCAGGAAGGACGCCCUCCUCCUAACUGUAAAGAAGCAUUUACAUGUGAAGGAGACCAGGUUUACUAUAACCGCUACUACUCUUCAGAUCACCAAAGGGCACGGUACCUAAACCAUGAUGUGGAGCAGGAAAUCAGAAAUAUACAAGCAGCCUUGCAGACACAGGAGUCACAGUUAAAGAUUUUUAAGCAGAGUGUGAAGCAAGUUGAAGAUGAUCUGCAAAGCAAUGAAACACUGAUGCAGAGAGCCCUUAAUGAUGACAGAAAAGUAAAGGACCAAUGCCGAAAACUCCAGUUGGAGAUUAACGACUUGCAGAAUGUGGAGGAACCCCAUUCAGAGGACAUGAAGGCGCUGGAAGAUGAAUUGGAGGACCUGGGUAGCAGAAUAUCUGUGUGUCACAAGGAGUAUGAAAAAGAGCAGCAGUUGAUGUUUUCACUUCAAAAAGCAUACGAAGAAGCAGAGCUUCUCUACCAACAGCACAGAGAUGCCUUACACAGCAUGGCUGAGAAGUCGGAACCUAUUAAGGAGCUAUUGAGUAAGAAUGACCAAGAAGUAGAGAAGACAAAGCACCAUAAAAAACAUUAUGAGGAGAAACGUAAAGCUCACAUCAACAACUUAGAAUCUUUAAAGAAGAAGUUGGAGGAGAAAAAGCAGGAAUUGAAGGACACUAUAAAAAAAGCCUCAGAAAUCUGCCUGGAGCGUGUACACGUACAGAAAACCGCAAAAGGACUUGACAACGAGAUUAUCUAUUUAAAAUCAAAGAUCGAUGCACGGCAAGCCCAGCACGGAGACAAAGACACCAUCAUCAGGCAAUACCAGGAAGCUUUUGAGAACUAUAACAAAAUUGCCCAGCAAGUAAAGGGUCUCAAACACUUCAUCCAUCUACUGAGUGAAAUUAUGAACAUGCGGCAUAAUAUGUAUACUGAGAUGAGAAGGUACUUGUCUGUGCGUUGCAAGUACUAUUUUGACUCCAUGCUUUCCCAGAGAGGGUACACGGGAAAGAUGUCGUUUAACCACAAGAAAGAGACUCUCUCCAUUUCAAUACAGCCGGGAGACGGUGAUAAGGCUGCUAUGAGUGACAUGCGUUCUUUGUCUGGAGGGGAGCGAUCCUUUUCUACAGUGUGUUUUGUUUUGUCACUCUGGGCCAUAGCUGAAGCUCCUUUUCGCUGCCUGGAUGAAUUUGAUGUAUAUAUGGACAUGGUGAACCGCAGAAUUUCUAUGGACAUGAUGCUGAAGAUUGCGGCUAGCCAGCGCUACAGACAGUUCAUUUUUCUCACUCCACAAAGCAUGAGUUCUCUUCCGAUCAAUAAUCUCAUCCGUAUCCUGCAUUUGAAAGACCCUGAUCGCAACCAGACAGUUCUGCCUUUUGGUUUGUCGUGAUAUUAAAAGCAUGUCAACUUUAGGACAGACUUGGUAACGCUACAAUAAUCUGCAUUGCUUAAUGCAUUGCUUUUUUUCUUUCUUAAAUAUCAUUCCUUUAUACUAGUUUCUUGUAUGUUCUUUGAUUAACUAAAUGUAUACUAGAUAAUAUUUUGUAGUCUUAUUUCAAUUAAACAGUAAAGAGAACUACAAAGAAUAUUGACUUUUGGCACAGCUUUGGAACUGCUCUUUUUUUCAGGUGUGGAACUCCUGAAGAUUUUCAAUAUUUUUUUUUCCCCUAUGGUCACGACACAAUCUAUAUGUAAAAUACAUAUAUAAUACAUAUAAACAUAAAUACUUCAUAAGAGGAGCAAAAAUACACAAACCACAUAAGGUGUAUGAAUGUAAUUGUACAGAUUGGUUUAAUUCAUUUUUUAGUUAAUAUUGUUUAUAUUUGCUCUACAUUUCCCAAUGAAAUAAUAAAAAAAGUUGUUUCACUCCAAUAAACAAUAAAAAUACUUACAUAUCUGUAUCAGGAUAUACAAUUCAUGAUUAUUUAUAAUAUACUCUUUUUUUUUUUUUUUUUACUGUGUAUAGUGUUACAGAAAUAAAUGGAUUAAGAGAGAUUGGCUUUGGUAUUUACUUGGCAUCAGAUCAAAUAGUAAUCCCACAAGUAACCCACAUCCCUAAUCUUUGCAGACCAGGGACCAAGUGCAAGGGAUUUACACUACAAGUGGGCACAUACCAGCAAGUGGGAGUUUAAAUUAUAUUUUGAUUUCUCAAAUCUAGAAAGGCAACACCAAAAAGUUAUAAUUAGAAUGUGUUUAAGAUACAUAGUGGAAAAAAUUAUUGAAAAAAAGAUUUUUAUGAUUUGCCAUGUGCAUCUGUCAAAUAUGUGCAGUGUAGAUUCAGCAGCAGACACUGUUUAUGCAGCAUUGUUGCUGUUUGAUCUUUACCAAACACAUGUUAAUGGUUUAAGGCUUGAGUCGGUCCAAUAUGCAUGUUUAAAAACAUGCAAUGCCAAAUAAACUUUAGUUUUAAAUUGAA